Molecule: messenger RNA, 174 nt
Organism: Phycomyces blakesleeanus NRRL 1555(-)
Lineage: Eukaryota; Fungi; Mucoromycota; Mucoromycetes; Mucorales; Phycomycetaceae
Exons: 2
Coding region: 1-174 (57 amino acids)
Source: RefSeq, a predicted model, not a curated record
AUGAAAUUGGAGGUUUGGACAUGCCAUUCGGUUGACUCACUGUCGAUGUCAACGUCCAUGAGUCCAGUACCACCCAUCAUGGCUCACAGCCGGACCAAACCACCGAAAAAACCCGCUGUCUGGUAUCCAUCACCAGAAACUGGCCAAACCGGAAUUUGCCUACAACACACAUAA